CCGCCCCCCGUGCGACGGCCCCCGCGGCCCCCGCGGCCUGGCAUGAUGUGCCUGGAGGGUGGCUCAGCGGCGGGCAGCGGAGGGGCGGCGGGCUGCGCGGAGGAGGAGGAGGAGGACGCGGCCGUGGCGGUGGCUGUGGCUGUGGCGGCGGCGGCCGGGACGGACCCGGAGCAGCAUCGGCGCGGCCGGGGCAGGGACCGGGGCUGGGCGGGCGGGGGGCCCGGCAGGGGCCGGCGCUGCGGCGGAGCCGGGGGCGGCUGCUGGCCCCACGACGAGGUGCAGACGCUGUCCGGCAGCGUGCAGCGGGCGCCCCCUGGGCCGGGACCCACCGCCGUCCCCGCCUGCCCCGAGGUCGGGGCCCCGACGGCCGCCAAGGGCCCGGCCCCGGGCGGUGCGCAGCCCAAGCCGGGGGCCCGCCUGGGCCGUGCGCGAGUGGCCGCCGCAGCCAUCCUCAGCGUGGGCAACGUCCUCAACUACCUGGACAGAUACACCGUGGCAGGUGUCCUUCUGGACAUCCAGCAGCACUUUGGAGUCAAAGACCGAGGGGCUGGCAUUUGUAUCUUCAUUGGUGAGACCCUGCUCUUCUCCAACUGGGCCAUCACAGCAGACAUCCUGAUGUAUGUGGUCAUUCCCACACGCCGAGCGACUGCUGUGGCCCUCCAGAGUUUCACCUCUCACUUGCUGGGAGACGCGGGCAGCCCCUAUCUCGUUGGCUUUAUCUCUGACCUGAUCCGACAGAGCACCCGGGAGUCCCCGCUCUGGGAAUUCCUCAGCCUGGGCUAUGCACUCAUGCUCUGCCCCUUCGUGGUGGUCCUGGGUGGAAUGUUCUUUCUUGCCACUGCCCUCUUCUUCCUCAGCGACCGGGCCAAGGCCGAGCAGCAGGUGAAUCAGCUGAUGAUGCCCCCAGCAUCUGUGAAAGUCUGAACAGGGUGUCCUGGGAGCAAAGAACGGUGGGAAUUCUGGGCCCUGGAGCAGCCACCACAGCCCUGCCUUGUCCAAGAAAGGAGGUGGAGUGAUUUCAGUGGGCAAGGCCCGGAGCCAGGGUUGAGCCUGCUUCGGUCUAAGGCUGUGACCCCCAAAGGCAGGAAGGCAGUCGGGAGGAGGAAUAGGAGUUGGCCAUGCAGGGCAGCAUGAUGGGUGCAAGACAGAGAGACCUGUGGCUGCCUCACCCCAGGGUUCUGGGCACAGGUUAGAGUGACCCAUGGCUGCCUCACCCCAGGGCUCUGGGCGCAGGACAGAGUGACCCAUGGCUGCCUCACCCCAGGGCUCUGAGUGUAGGACAGAGUGACCUGUGGGUGUCUCACCCCAGGACUCUGGGCACAGGAUAGAGUGACCCAUGGCUGCCUCACCCCAGGGCUCUGGGCAUAGGACAAAGUGACCCAUGGCUGCCUCACCCCAGGGCUCUGAGUGUAGGACAGAGUGACCUGUGGCUGCCUCACCCCAGGGCUCUGGGCGCAGGACAGAGUGACCCAUGGCUGCCUCACCCCAGGGCUCUGAGUGUAGGACAGAGUGACCUGUGGCUGCCUCACCCCAGGGCUCUGGGCACAGGAUAGAGUGACCCAUGGCUGCAUCAUCCCGGGGCUCUGGGCAUAGGACAAAGUGACCCAUAGCUGCCUCACCCCAGGGCUCUGAGUGUAGGACAGAGUGACCUGUGGGCGUCUCAUCCCAGGGCUCUGAGUGUAGGACAGAAUGACCUGUGGGUGUGUUACCCCAGGGCUCUGGGUGCAGGAUAAAGUGACCCAUGGCGGCCUCACCCCAGGGCUCUGGGUCUCAGACACAUUUGUGGAAACGUUCAGAGACAGGAAUCUUUCAGAGGGAGCCCUGCUCCCCCCCACUGCCUUUGCUGUGUGGCAGGAGAUGCUGCUGACAGAGACAAAUUGGGGGGGAGUGUCCCCCCUGGACACACUUUACAUGCUACAUGGGUCCAUGUAUAUGUAUGUGUGUAUGUGGCCUGUAAAGAGGCAGUGCUAGCUUUCCAGAGAAGCCCUUCUGGGAGCCAGCCAGGAUGAGCAGGCUGGGCUCCAGAGCAACCCAGUUGGGGGGCGGGGAGGCAGCAUCGGUCACUUCAGACAAACCCUCAGCCCCCAGCAGCCGCAGGGCCAUGUGGAUGAUCUCAUUUUCUAGCAUUUCCAAAGGAGAGGGUUGGCAGUCUUGGACCCCCAUUGGACAAGGAACAGCUGGGGAGGCGGAUGGGCUUUGGGCUUCCAGGAUCCUCCUCGCUCCCUCCCCAUCCCUGUUCCAUCUCUCAGCAUCUUGGCUUGGAUCCGAUGGACCACAUGGGAUCUCCUCUAAUGUCCCAGUUUUAGGGAGGCAGAAACAGAGGCCUGACUUGGGGAGCCACCUUGUCCAAAGUCCUCGUGGUUGGCUAGUGCCGGCUCUGAGACUAGAAUCCAGGCCUUCUGCCCGUGAAGUAGGGCAGCAUGCCCAGUCCCCAGGCCCGGUGCUCGCCCUUGGCCUCCCCUACCUGCUUGCUCUUCUGGGCUGGGCUGGGGGGCUGAAGUAGGCUAGGGACUAAAGGCUGAUAGCAAGCGGGAGUGUCAUUGGGGAGGGGCUGAUGGGAGGACCCAGGAGGUCAAGACCUAACCCUAACCCCACGCCCUCGUCCCCGCCCUGGAGACAAGAAAGCAUCUGGCAGGCAAGGACUGAGAGCCUCUGGCCUGGCCCUGUGUCCUGUGCUGCCCUGGUAGAACUUCCACCUCCCCCCCCACCCCGCCCCGCUUCCUGGCAGAGGAAUUUCCCAAAUUUGGGUCACUUUCAGGAAUUGAAGUUGUUUUGCCAGGGGUUCAGGGUCCCUUUUCACCAGUUGGCAGGGAGGGGCUGGCAGGAAGCUCAGCCUAGUCUCCAAGGCCCCAGCCUGGGCCCUGGAGGGUGGCCGGGUGGGCUGACUCAGGAAGACACCCCAUUCUGAGCAGGCCCAUGAUUUGUUUGUGGGAACGACCCUAACCCUUGAAAGACAGACACACAGGCAACACGAUGUGGCCUCUAGAGCAGAGGACCAGCACCGUCAGCCCACAGGAAUUUAGUAAGCACCUACCAUGUGCCUGGUGCUGUACUAGGAGUUGAGGGGGUGGGGAGGGGGUGGUAAAAGAAAGACAACCUGGAUCGGGUUCUCCCAGGAGCCUGCUGGGGAGGAGUCUUUUCCUCUACGGCCAGGACGUGCAGCUGAGCAGCCCCCCCACCCCAAAGCUUCUCCCUGGCCCUGGGACCAGCACACCCAACACUCGGUGCCCUUGGUGGCCCAUCCAUCAACACCCCUCCUCACUUCCCAUCCUGUUUCCUGAAGGGUGGGAGGGCAAGCCACGAGAAGGAAGCAUGGAACAGCACCACCACACAGGGAAUGGGAUGGCCUGGAUGACCUUUGCCUGUGUUUCCUUCCCUGCCCUCCCCCCCCAACCCAAUGGCAAACCCCAUAAUCCCAGAGAGAACCCUAACCUAAGAGCCCUUUCUGAAGCAAAGUCCAACAGACCUCCCCAAGAAAUCAAAUGUUACCCUCAAGAACAGCCAGAAAGGGGGCAGCUGCCCCCAGUUUGUACUGGGGCAUUACUCCACUGCAAGCUUUACCCCCCCACCCACCCACUUGUGAGCUCCCUGGACCACAGCGAGCCAGUGAUCCCGCCUCGCUUCCCUGGACUUUGUGGCAGGCUGUCCCCGGUUCUGUCAGAACCCCAACCUCCAGACUCCCCCAUCCCUGCAGCCUUGGCAGGAUCCCCAGGGCGGCUGCAGGCCUGAAGGACCUCCCAUCAUGCUUCUAAUACUGUUGUUUUGGGUGGGGGUGGAGACAAGGAAAACCACCCCCAGGGCUGCCUCCUGAGGACAGCUGCUCCGCGGUAGGACCUGAGGAUGCCCCCUGGGUUUAUUGGUCCACACUGGCCCCCAAUUCCCAUGGCAGGGGCAAGCAGGAGGCACGUGUCCAGGUGCAGAGCAGGGGGCCACCCCACCAGCCUGGGCCAAGCUUUCUUGUCGUACAAGAACCGGUUUCAAGGUUUCCUGACUUCUUUCAGGAAGCAGAAUGGCUGUCUGAUUUUCUAGAACAGCCAGGACUGUGAACUGAUCUCAGAGAUGAGUGCAAAGUUAACCAGAGACCUUUAUGUAAAUUAAUAAACCUAUUUAAGGACA
Molecule: messenger RNA, 4116 nt
Organism: Trichosurus vulpecula (common brushtail)
Lineage: Eukaryota; Metazoa; Chordata; Mammalia; Diprotodontia; Phalangeridae
Gene: SPNS2
Product: sphingolipid transporter 2
Biological process (GO): lipid transport; sphingosine-1-phosphate receptor signaling pathway; transmembrane transport
Cellular component (GO): membrane
Molecular function (GO): transmembrane transporter activity; sphingolipid intramembrane carrier activity
Source: RefSeq, a predicted model, not a curated record